AUGUGCCCAGGUAUUUUUGAAGAAGAAAAAGUUCGUUUUUUAUUAUUAUAUCAUGGUCUUAGCUAUAAAUUUGAUGAUCAUCACACUGCAGUUUAUAGUUCUUCUGGUAAUUUCUAUUCAGUUUGCCAAGGUUAUGGUAAUGUUUCAAAAGGUCACACAUUUUGCCAAAUAUGUCGUGAGUUAAGUAUUAAAACUAACAAACAAUACAGUAACUUUAAAAAAUCAAUCCACACUGAUCGUAGAUUAAAGGUAAAGCCAACCGAAGCAACGGAUCCGUUGGUAUCCAAUCUUACAAGUCUUUUUGAAAAAGAUCCUCAUUUCAAAAAUACUUUCUUUUAUACCUUCUUGACCGACCAAAUAAAAACAUUACACACUGGAAAAGGUGUUUGGUCCGAAUCAUCGCUUAGUUUUCUUGCAACACUCAAACAUCAUUGCGGAUCAAAGAUAUUUGGCCUUUUAGCUGGUGCAAAACACCAUCGUUAUAGUUAUGAUGGUAUCCCUUGUCCUUCAGAAUCAUCAAUUGCACGUUUCAAUAAAGAACCUAUUUAA
Molecule: messenger RNA, 549 nt
Organism: Dictyostelium purpureum
Lineage: Eukaryota; Evosea; Eumycetozoa; Dictyosteliales; Dictyosteliaceae
Exons: 1
Coding region: 1-549 (182 amino acids)
Source: RefSeq, a predicted model, not a curated record